AUGAAAAUUUUCAUUCUAUUGUGCUUGCUAUCAGCAAGUGUCAUUCUUGCGAAACCACUUGAUAGUUCAACAUCAGAUUUGGAUACCUUCAAAAACGAAAAGUCCAUUAUCAUUAUUAGACCAAGAGAAUCAGAAGAAGAGUCUACAGAAGACUCCGAGGAAGAUCGCCCUCGGCCACCAGGAGGUCCCGACGGAGAACGUCCUCCACCCGGUGAGGGUCCCGAUGGAGAACGUCCUCCACCCGGCGGAGGUCCCGAUGGAGAACGUCCUCCACCCGGCGGAGGCCCCGAUGGAGAACGUCCUCCACCCGGCGGAGGUCCCGAUGGAGAACGUCCUCCACCCGGCGGAGGUCCCGAUGGAGAACGUCCUCCACCCGGCGGAGGUCCCGAUGGAGAACGUCCUCCACCCGGCGGAGGUCCCGAUGGAGAACGUCCUCCACCCGGCGGAGGUCCCGAUGGAGGACGCCCUCCGUCCGGAGGCGGUCCCGAUGGAGAACGUCCUCCACCCGGUGGAGGUGACGGACAGCGACCACCACAAGGAGGAGACGGACAGCGUCCUCCCCAAGGAGGAGACGGUCAACGUCCCCCACAAGGUGACGAUCCAUGUGAAGAUACUCAAGGUGGAUCAGCCUCCAAAGUUGUGAAUGUGAAUGUCAAUAUUCAACUGUAA
This is a messenger RNA of Malaya genurostris, 669 nucleotides long. Its product is annotated as basic proline-rich protein-like. The record is from RefSeq and is a predicted model, not a curated record. The coding region runs from base 1 to 669 and encodes 222 amino acids. The transcript has a single exon. Lineage: Eukaryota; Metazoa; Arthropoda; Insecta; Diptera; Culicidae.